This is a messenger RNA of Lactuca sativa (garden lettuce), 1458 nucleotides long. The record is from RefSeq and is a predicted model, not a curated record. Lineage: Eukaryota; Viridiplantae; Streptophyta; Magnoliopsida; Asterales; Asteraceae.
CAAGCGUCCAUAUAACUAAUAUUUCUGAUGUUUAGUUGCUAUAUAUUAACUCAGCUUCAAUGACUCAGGUUUAUGCUCUUACAAGAGAAAGGGAUACACUACAUAGAGAGCAAAAUAAAAGAAGUGAUGCCACUGCGCUUCUAAAGGAAAAGGAUGACAUAAUCACUCAAGUUAUGGAAGAGGGUAAUGAAAUAGCUAACUGCUAGAAAAGAGGUUUCCCAAGUUCUAAAUGAAGCUUUCAAAGACCACAUUUUGCUACAUAGCUUUGUGAAAUUUAUUCCUCUGACAUAUGUGAAAGAUGGCAUUCACGCAAUAUCAAGUAGAAACCAUAUCUGGAUAAUUCAUACCUGCAUUAGAUUUUGAUCAGACCUGUAUUAUAUUUGGAUAAGUAGUUUUUACCUCUGCAUCAUAAAAGCUUCAAGAUAUUUUAUGGGUUUUUGCUCCAGCUUGGUUUUAUUGUAAUAAAAAAGGAAAAAGGAGAAAAAAAUGGAUUUUUAAUAGGUCCAAAGAUAUUUCGAUUAAAGAAUCUGCAGCAAGAGCAUUCUCGUCUUUUUUAUUAUUCAUGUGCUGAGUGUUUGUUGGAUCGUUGGCGAUCGGAUUAUAGAAGAUUGUCCAACUAAUUUCCUCAAAAGACUUCAAGGGCAUUUAUGGAAUUUCGAAAAUAUAAAAGGAAUUGUAGGGAUUAGUAAUUUUCUUGUAUUUGUACUCAAGAUCAGAAAGAUGAAAUUGAAGAAUUAGAAGCGUCUCUGGAGGCUUUAGCGGAAGAGCUUGAUAAAAACAUUGUAAAAGGUCAAGUUCUUGAAAGUCAAGUGAAUGAGAAAGUUUUGAUAAUCAAUUCACUUGAAGCAGAUGUUUCAAGAGAGCGUAAGUUGGUAAAAUCACUAUUUUCUGAAAUCCAAACACUAAAAGAUGCCUUAAAAGCAUAUGAGACGACCGGAAUGGAAUUGGCAAAGGUCCAGGAGGCUAAUAAGAGAAUGGAAAUGGAACUGGUUCAAUUGGAAACUAAUCUUAUUGAAAUGGAAACAUUAGUUGAAUCAAGAACUUGUGAGCUUCUUGAAGUUAGAAAGGAGUUAGAGAUGUCACAAGCUCCUGCUGAAGAAAAUGAGGCAAUUGCUACCGAAUCCAAACAGUUGCUGAAACAAGUAGAUUGUAUGGUGACUGUCCUUGAAAACCAGGUUAGUUUGUUUUUUAAUUGGAAGUUAGCAUUAUAUUGUAAAACUUUAUAUAAAUAUUGGCAACCUAAUGAAGUUGCUGGACUAGAGAGUACAAACAAAUGGUAAACAAUAAUUAGAUUUUUAUCAUAGUAUUAUAUGGUGUUUUUAAUUUGAUAUACAGGAAGAUAAAUAUUAGCAACCUGAUGAAGUUGCUGGACUAGUAGAAUUUUGGUCUCUCAACCAACACAUUUGUAAUUAAGGCAUCAUACUUUUUGACUUACCUGUGUAUUAUUGCAUACUAUUU